Messenger RNA from Phaethon lepturus (White-tailed tropicbird), 777 nucleotides. RefSeq names its product ribonuclease H2, subunit B (gene RNASEH2B). NCBI's taxonomy places the organism in Eukaryota, Metazoa, Chordata, Aves, Phaethontiformes, Phaethontidae. Gene Ontology annotation, cellular component: ribonuclease H2 complex; nucleoplasm. The record is from RefSeq and is a predicted model, not a curated record. The annotation marks the transcript as partial. The transcript has 6 exons. Gene Ontology annotation, biological process: RNA catabolic process; ribonucleotide metabolic process.
AGAUUGGCAGUCAGAAAUUCCACAAAUACAGCCAAGAGAAGACGCUGAAGUGGUUAAAGAAAAAGGUCAAUCAAACAGUGAAAGCACUUAAAAGCAACAAUAUAACUGUAGGUGAAAGGGUAUAUGCAGCUACAUUUAUCAGUGGUAAACAGAUCACAGAUACUAAAGAAGACUAUGUACGGUAUGCCCAUGGGUUAAUAUCAGAAUAUAUUCCUGAAGAUCUGAGUAAAGAGUUGUUAAAAUACUUAGGACUCCCAGAACUUAAAAGCUCGUCACCAGAACCACCAUCGAAGAAAAGGAAAUUAUCAGAUGUCCCUGUGGAAGCAGAAGAAGACUAUACCAAAUUUAACAGCAGCAGUCAGAAAACCAAAAAGGCAAACAGCAAGAUGUCUGCAGCACAGAAGGCUCUGGCCAAAGUUGAUAAGAGUGGAAUGAAAUCCAUUUCUACUUUCUUCAGCUCCAAACCUAAAACAUCAAAAUAAAGACUUGUUCUUGAAAGAGUUUCAUACAGUGGUUAUUUUUAUGUUAAACUAAAGAUGUCUCCUGGGGUUUUUUGUUAGUGUAAUAUACGCAGGGCAUGUCUGUGUACAUGGUGGAGUGUGGUGAAGAGAUCUGUGAGCUCGUGUGGGACAGAGCUGUUAGGCCUUAGUGGGGGCAAGGCUGUACCAUGCAGGUGUUCCAGCGUGGGUCAGGAAGACAGCCUAGCUGCAUUAGCAUGGUCCUGUGAGCUGAGAAGCAAGGUUUAGCAUGGUACCAUCCUGUACUGCUGCUUGUUCU